GAUCGCGACAAUGCAAGCCGGGAAGAAUGCCAUGGCGUCCGUGAAGGAGACCGCCGAAAACGUCGCUGCCUCGGCCAAGGCUGGCAUGGACAAGACCAAAGCCACCGUCCAGGAGAAGGUGGAAAAGAUGACGGCACGCACGCCGGCGCAGAAGGAGAUGGCGGAGGAGCGCAAGCAAGAGAAGAUCCGGGAAGCCGAGGUCAACAAGCAGGAGACGAUGCAGUCCAACGCGGUCGAGAACCAGCAGACCCUCGCCGGCGGCCAGGUCGCCGAUCCGGGAUUCUACCCUGUCGAGGGAGCGGCAAGCGGCGGGACCGGGGCGGCGAGGCCGUCCGCGGCCCACGACCCCUUCCUCGGCCCCCGGUAGGCGGCCGGGGAGAUCGCACACCACGACCAACUUCGUUGUCUCUGUUUCAAGUUGUGGAAGUGUUUGCGCCUUGUCGAGUCCUACUUCACGUCUUCAUCGUGCAAGUGUGCGUCGCGUGAAGCAAGUCCUUGAAUUCGACAUUUGCUUGCUUCGUGGUGUCGAUGGGAUGAUGAGCUAGCUCGUCAUUUGGAUUAAGCACCGCCGUGUGUCGCGGCUUAACGA
This is a messenger RNA of Musa acuminata AAA Group (dessert banana), 589 nucleotides long. Its product is annotated as 11 kDa late embryogenesis abundant protein-like. The transcript has 2 exons. Bases 11 to 367 code for a protein of 118 amino acids. NCBI's taxonomy places the organism in Eukaryota, Viridiplantae, Streptophyta, Magnoliopsida, Zingiberales, Musaceae. Gene Ontology annotation, biological process: embryo development ending in seed dormancy. The record is from RefSeq and is a predicted model, not a curated record.